UAUGGAUCAAAAUUUUAUUAAUACAUAUAUAUUGCCUUUUCUAUAGAAUCAACCUGAAUCACCUAAAAAUAGAAAACCUUGUGGUUUUAUUGACAGAUCAUAGAUCAGAUAAUCAAGAAUCAUACAUUAAUCUGUUAAAUUAGAACCAAAGAUUUAAGGCCGUGUCGUUGAUGAAAUUAUUAAAAGGUGUGAAAUUCCUUCAUCUUAUAUUCUAUACAAAAAGAAUAAAGAUUUCAUUCCUAAGAAAAUUCAUCCUAUCUCUUAAUCUGUUAAUAUAAGACUUAAUCACAGCAGUCUAAAGGGAUACUAAGAGAAUGAAAAAAUCUCAAAAGUAUCAUAAAAUUACAAUGAACAAUAAAAAUUUAUAAGAAGAUAAUCUUUAUCAUUUAAUGAGAGAGGGGAAAAUUAAAUAAAUCAUAAACAAUAAAUUGACUAAAAAGAAACAAUCAAUUUAGACAUGUUUGAUACUAAUGAUUUAUUUACGACAAAAUUGGAUUUCUAUAAAAAGGACACAAUUCAAUCUUUGAGAUAAAAAAAGAGCGUCAUUUUUUAAUCUAAACUAAAAGAUAUUUUGGAGAAAAAAGCCAAAAAUGAUUUGCCCUAAUAAAACAUGAGAGCCUUUUAGCUAUUUAAUGAAUGGCAAAAUCAACAAAUAUAAAGUGAUACAAGAUCUUAUUAAAAUUAAAGGAAAUUCUAAAAUCCUAAUAUCCAAUUAGAUAUACAUAAAUAUGAGCAUCAAUGUUAACAAAAAAAAAUGUAAAUUAAUAGAUUGUUGCUGAAAAGACUUUGA
Paramecium sonneborni is the source of this 790-nucleotide messenger RNA. The record is from the annotation of a GenBank genome assembly. Lineage: Eukaryota; Ciliophora; Oligohymenophorea; Peniculida; Parameciidae.